Plasmodium gaboni is the source of this 3231-nucleotide messenger RNA. RefSeq names its product putative membrane protein. The transcript has a single exon. The record is from RefSeq and is a predicted model, not a curated record. NCBI's taxonomy places the organism in Eukaryota, Apicomplexa, Aconoidasida, Haemosporida, Plasmodiidae. Gene Ontology annotation, cellular component: membrane. The coding region runs from base 1 to 3231 and encodes 1076 amino acids.
AUGAUUAAUAGUAACAUAAUAUUUUUAUUUUGUUAUCAUGUGUUCUUGUGCAUAUUAGGAUGUCUAUUUUUUGAAAAUUUUUUAUUUAAAGAUUUUGAUAAUCGUUUUAGUUUAGUAAAAAUAAUAUUUUGUUGUUCAUUCGUUUUAUGUCUAUCGCUUCUUUCUAUGAUAUUAUUCGAGAUAAGUGGAUUUAUUGCAACAAGAUUACAAUUAUUUAUAUGGUAUAUAGAUAUAAGUCUUAUGAUAUUAUUUAUUUAUAUAAUAAUUCCUAUAAGUUUAAUAUAUACAUAUGUAACAUAUGAAGAUGAAAAGACAUCAAGCAGUUUAUUCAAGUUUCAAUAUUUUUAUACUACAUUAAUUAAAAUGAAUAAUAAAAAGAAAAAAAAAAAAUUGUAUUCAGAAGAUGAAAAUGAAAAAGAAAAUAAAAGUGUAGAACAAACAGGACAACCAAAAGAACAAGAAAAAACUAAUUUUAUGAAAAGAUUACUUUAUGUAAGUGAAGAUUUAAUUGAAAAGAUGAAGAAUUAUAAUUAUAAAAUAAAAUAUAAAAAUAAACAGAAAUUAUAUAAAUUUAUAAUUGGAUGUAUAUUUCUAUUACCAAUAAUAUGGUUUACAUUUUAUAAAAUAUCUAUGAUGACUUUAAAAAAUAAUAAAGAUAUAUAUGAUAAAUCAGAUAUAUAUAAUAUAGGUUCUAUAUUAUUAGAUAAAUUUAAUGAGAUAAAUAAAGAGUUUGAAGAAGAAUAUAAUAUUAAGAAUCAUAAAAAUAAUUAUUUUUUCUUUUUUAAUAUUAUGAAAAAUCUUUUAACAUAUAUGUCUGUAACAGGUAUGACUAUAGUUAGUGCUCUCUCUGCAUUUACUAGCUUAUAUUCACCAUAUAGUAAUAUAAGUAAUUUUUUUUUUUUUGUUAAUAUUAAAAAAGUUAAAGUUAUUGAAAAAAAAAUCAAGUUCAUAAAGGAUCAGUUGUCUUCAAAAAAAAAAAUACUCUUACUAUAUGAGUACUAUCCUCAUUUGAUAAAACCUUUUUAUGAAAAUCAAAAAAAGAAAUAUGAUAAUCUACAUAAUAAUACAUUUUAUUAUAAAUAUAAUUAUGAUUCGAAUGAUUAUAAAAAUUAUAGAGACGAUAUAGGACUACAAAAUAUAAAUGAAAGUAAAAGUAUAUAUCAUAAUAAUAAUAAUAAUAAUAAUGCAACUAAUUGUAUAACUAAUUAUUUGCAAACAGGUACUUCGCAUGGGCUUAAUAACACACACAAUAAUAAUAAUAAUAAUAAUGUUAAUAGUAUUGUGAAAAAUGCAGAUAAUAUAUAUAAUAUAAAUCAUACAAAUAAUCUAGACACACAUUAUUUUCAAAAUAAUAUCAACUCUAUAAAUAAGUCUAGAAAUUCUUAUAAACAAUACACAAAAGAGAAAUAUAACAAUCAUAAUAAUAAUAUAAAUGAUUUGAAUAUAAAUAAUAAUAUUUUUAGUAAUAAUAAAAACGAUCGAAUACAUAGAACAUAUAAAAAUCAUCAAGUGAUAAAAUAUGAUGAUUUAGAAAACAAAGAUAAUAAUCUAAAAAAGGAUAUUAAAAAAGAGGACAUAUUUUUUACAUCUUUUAAAAGUUAUAAAAAAUGUAAUUUAUAUUUAGGUAAUUAUAAAUCUAUCUAUAAAGAUAUAUAUGAAACAUUUAUUAAAAGAGAAAAAAGUUUUAUUAGUUUGUUUAAUAUAACUACGUUAUCACAAAGAAAAGAUAAUAAUCUAUUAUAUAUUAGUGAACAAAUAAAUUGUAAAAAUUAUAGUAUGGAUGAUAUUAUUAUUGUAAAUAAAUAUAAAGAACAAAAUGAAGAAGAAAUAAAAUUAUAUAACAAUGAUAAUUUAGAAGAGAAAGAAAAAACUUGUAUAGAGAAAUAUAAUAAUGAAAAUGGUUUUAUAAACGAAUUUUCUAAUAAUGAUAUAAAAAAUAAUUCAUACAUAAAAAAUAAUAAACAAAAUUCAUUUAAUCAAAAUAUAAGUAGUAAUAAUUUAUGUAAAAGAAAUAUAAAAUCAUCAAAUAAUAUAUUAGAUGAUAUGCAUAUGGAAUAUGAAAAAAAAUUUCGUUUUUUUAAAACAAAAGAAGAAAAUAUAUCUUUAGAAAAUAAACUAUCAGAUGAUUACAUGAGAGAAUAUAAAAAUUCAAAUGGAAAAUAUAAAUCUUUAUUUCAUUUUAAGUAUCCUAUAUUUUCCUUUAAAAGAUUUUUUAAAGGUUCUAAAAAUAAUAUUAGUUCAAAAGAAUACCAAGUUAGCGAUGGUUUACAUAAGAACAACGAAACAAAUUACACACACAAUGGUAAUAAUAAUAAUAAUAAUAAUAAUUAUUAUAAUUGUGAUAAUAUUCCUAGUAAUAAUAAUAUGAAUAAUAAUAUGAAUAGUAUUAAUUAUAAGUGGGAUGGAUUUAUUAAGAAAUCCUUCAUAUCUUCCUUUUUUUAUGGCUUUCAAAAACCAUAUAAAACGUUUCAAAGUGUUAAGGAAUUUUUCACAAGAAAGAAAGAUAAUGUGAAUAAAAAAAGUAAACAAGUGUUAAUACAAGAUAUAAAAUCUUUAGAAUAUAUGGUAAAGAAAUUAUAUUUCUUAUUAGAUGAUGUUAUAAAAGAACAAAUAAGAAUAAAUCAAAGUACAACAUUUUGUGGUAUUCUUUUAUAUAUACUUGGUAUUAUAAUGUCUAUAUUAUGUCUAUAUAAAAUUAUUAAAACGUGUUAUAUAAUAUAUAUGAUAGAGAUACAUUAUAAAUUUAUAUCAGCAUAUAGUAGUGGACAUGUAUUAAUGUUAUUUUAUUCAAAAAAUAUGAAUAUCUCUAUUAUAAAUGAAUUAAAAAAUGUUUUACAUAUUGUUCAUAUAAAUAUUAAUCUAGAUAAUUAUGUUAUUUCUAUUACAUCCAUAUUAUUAUUAUGUUUCAUAUUUACUAAUCUAAAAACAUUUAUGGAAAAAAUUAUAAAAUUAAGAUAUUCAACAAAAUCUUCUUUAUAUUCAAAUCUAGCCAUUCUAUUAAUGUGUGAAAUUAUGGAUUUAUAUUUCUCAGCUUAUUGUAUACAACUAUUUGAUUAUCUACCUGUCAAAGAAAAAAUUAAAAUGUUAUAUAUAUUCUUUAAUAAUAAUUUAUUAAAUCUAUUUAAACUCAAAUAUCAUUUUGAUUUUGUUUAUGUCAUAUCAUUAUUCAUUUCUUUAAUUCUACUUAAAUUCCAUCACAAAAACAAGUCGGAUCAAUUUAAAGAAAUAUAA